UACCACCAAUCUUGACUGACCGGUUCUUGUGGAUGAUAUAAGCAUCAUGACCUUUUUUUAAAGAUUGAAAUAUGAUUUCGUGUUGUUGUUGUUGUUGCUCAAUUAGUUGACAAGUGAUGGUCGUUUUGUAAAGUUUUUGUUUUUUGCUCCAAAUUCAAAAAAAACCUUUUUUUUUGAUAAUAAUGACCACCAAUAUUCAAAAACAACAUUCGAAUAUAAAACCGGUGAUGAAAAAUAAUGAAAAAUGUCCCAAUGUUAAUCAACCAUUAUCAACCAAUAAAUACAAUUCAGAAUGGUGGCUUUGUUUUUCGUUUAUCACUGUGUUGGCAUUUGCAACAAGAUUCUAUAAAAUUGCCGAACCUAAUCAUGUUUGCUGGGAUGAAACACAUUUUGGUAAAAUGGCAAGUUGGUACAUAAAUCAUACAUUCUUUUUCGAUGUUCAUCCACCAUUGGGAAAGAUGCUCAUUGCAUAUGCAGGUCAUUUAACCGGAUAUAAUGGAACAUUUCCAUUUAAUAAACCGGGUGAUAGUUAUGGUGAUUAUCCAAUACUUGGAAUGAGAAUUUUUUGUGCAACAUUAGGUACAAUGAUUGUUCCUUGUUCAUUUGUAAUUGUUUGGAAUUUAUCACAAUCACUUGCAGCAUCAAUAAUGGCAUCAACUUUAUUAUUAUUUGAUAUUGGAAUGAUUAUCUUAUCUCAAUAUAUUCUAUUGGAUCCGGUUUUAAUGUGUUUUAUUACCUGUUCAACAAUGGGUAUGACAAUGUUUUAUUCAUUGGCUGAUCGUCCAUUUCAAACACAAUGGUGGUUUUGGCUUAGUUGGUCAGGAUUUUUUCUAGCUUGUGCUAUGAGUGUAAAAUUUGUUGGAUUGUUUGUCGUAUUAUUGGUCGGCAUAUUUACCAUCAAUGAUUUAUGGAAUAUUUAUGGUGAUUUAAACAAUUCAAUCAUUUUGGUUGUAAAACAUUUUCUUGCACGAGUAUUAUGUUUGAUUAUACUACCAAUUAUUGUUUAUAUGGUAUUUUUUUGGUGUCAUUUAACCGUACUGAAUCAAAGUGGUAGUGGUGAUGGUUUUUAUAGUUCAGCAUUUCAAUCAACAUUGAAAGGAAAUUCAUUAUAUAAUGCAUCGAUGCCACAAUUUGUUGCUUAUGGUGCUACAGUAACGAUUAAAAAUCAUCGAACAGGUGGUGCAUAUCUUCAUUCACAUUGGCAUCUUUAUCCCGAAGGUAUUGGUGCUCGUCAACAACAAGUAACUACUUAUUCACAUAAAGAUGAUAAUAAUAAAUGGCGUAUUAAAAAAUAUAAUGAAGAAAGUACGGAAAAUUCUGAACCUAUUGAAUACGUAAAAAAUGGUGAUCUAAUUCGUUUGGAACAUUUAGUAACCGAACGAAAUCUUCAUAGUCAUAAUGAAAUGGCACCGAUUACGAAAAAACAUUUUCAGGUUACUUGUUAUGGUGAAAAAGGAAUCGGUGAUGCUAAUGAUGUUUUUCGUAUUGAAUUUGAAACGGGUAAUAAUGGACAAUCAUUAGAAGCGGUAAAAACAAGAUUCAAAUUGGUUCAUUAUUUGAUGAAUUGUGCUAUUUAUUCGCAUAAUAAACAGCUACCAAAAUGGGCAUUCGAACAACUUGAAGUAACAUGUACGCCUAAUGUUUUCGAUACUAAGAAUACAUUAUGGAAUGUUGAAGAUAAUUAUUUUCCACGUCUUCCAAACGUUAGUGUUAAUGUUUAUGCGCCAAAAUUUUUUGAUAAAUUUUUAGAAUCUCAUGCUGUAAUGUUACAAGGAAAUUCUGGUUUAAAACCUAAAGAAGGUGAAGUAACAUCUCGUCCAUGGCAAUGGCCUAUUAAUUAUCGGGGACAAUUUUUUUCCGGUAAUGAUUAUAAAAUAUAUUUACUUGGUAAUCCAAUCAUCUGGUGGUUAAAUCUAUUGAUGUUAUUCUUCUAUCCAUUUAUCGUUUUAAUAAUCAUUAUUCGACGUAAACGAAACUGUGAUGAAAUUCCAUUGAUCGAAAAAGAAAACCAAAGAUUUUUGUCCGCAUCCAUUUGGCUAUUCAUCGGUUGGUGUCUACAUUAUUUUCCAUUCUAUGCAAUGGGUCGUGUUUUAUAUUUUCAUCAUUAUUUUCCUGCUGCAAUAUUCAGUUCAAUGUUAACGGCUGUAAUUCUUGAUUAUCUAUUCAAUGCAUUACCUAUAUUGAUGGUAUAUAUUAUUUAUGAUCAAAAAUCAACAGACUAUCGUUAUCAAAAUGCUCGACUAGUAUUGCAUUUUAUUUACGGAACAUUCAUAUCGGCAAUUGCAUAUAGUUUUUAUCUAUUUUCACCAUUAGCAUAUGGCAUAAUACGAUUACUUACAUCAGUGACCAACAGUCAUGUUGGUAAUAGUUCUACUGGUUCUUCUUCGAUAAUCAUUGCAGCAGGUGUAGCAAUCGGUUCACAAAGUUCAUUAUCCAUUGAUGGUGAUUUAAAUCCAGAUAAAAUUGAUUAUAGCAGUGAACAACAAAUGAAAAGUCUUCGUUGGAUGGAAUCAUGGGAAUUUUAAACCAAAUAUUAUCAAAUCAAAAUCAAAAUCAAUGAAAAUAAUAU
Dermatophagoides pteronyssinus (European house dust mite) is the source of this 2569-nucleotide messenger RNA. RefSeq names its product Protein O-mannosyl-transferase 2 (gene tw). Gene Ontology annotation, cellular component: membrane; endoplasmic reticulum. The record is from RefSeq and is a predicted model, not a curated record. Gene Ontology annotation, molecular function: dolichyl-phosphate-mannose-protein mannosyltransferase activity. Gene Ontology annotation, biological process: protein O-linked glycosylation via mannose. NCBI's taxonomy places the organism in Eukaryota, Metazoa, Arthropoda, Arachnida, Sarcoptiformes, Pyroglyphidae.